Molecule: messenger RNA, 2194 nt
Organism: Tribolium madens (black flour beetle)
Lineage: Eukaryota; Metazoa; Arthropoda; Insecta; Coleoptera; Tenebrionidae
Product: proline-rich nuclear receptor coactivator 2
Exons: 1
Coding region: 436-774 (112 amino acids)
Cellular component (GO): nucleus
Source: RefSeq, a predicted model, not a curated record
UGUUCGUUUUGUUUGUCUUCUCGAUUUGGACCAAUCAGAAAGCAAGAAAAUGAUUAUCGAUUGACGCAGUCGUAUGACGUAGCCAUCGUGUAAUCGGAACGGAAAUUUGUUACGUCGUGUUGUUUUGAUAGAAUAGGAGAACGAGAAAGGCAAGUCGAAACCAAGGUGUUGUGAAAUGUACGAGGAAUUGGUAGUUUGGUGCUAAUUUUGCGUUAAAAAUCUUGGAAAGUUGUGUUGAUUAGUCUCAAGUGACAGCAGUGAGUUGGAAAAGCGUCCCGAAAUCGUGCCAUCUGUUCGAAAACGGGUCCUCUUUGUUCGGUGCAAUCGAAUCAGUCGCGUCCAUUUUGUGAAAGCAAAAUUGCGCCGUACACGAAUCGAACGACGGCUUUCUCACGUAAAAUUCGACAUCUUGGUCUGUGAUAAAACGAGGACUUUAUGUUCAUAUUCCGUUGCAAAGACUCAACCGUGCAAAAGUGUGUCAGUGCGGCGGCAAUGGCGAGGAAGAAUUCGGACGGGGGUCCCCGCAAUCGGCCCAAGGGCCCCACGACACCCCGACAUAGCCCCGUGAGGGGCUCCGCCGCCUCCCCAACCGGAGCUGGCCACUACGCUGGCUGCAAGUGGACCGAGCCACCUCUGCCCUCAGCACUGCCCCCGCCGCCCCAGCACUGGAUGCAGGCGCCGCCUCACUCGCGAGUACUGCCCUUUCGGCAGCCCAAGCCUGAGCAACACGAUAUCGAAAACCAGCUCAAGGUGCUGCUCAAGGUGCAAGCUUGACCUGAGAUCGGUCGCAGGUGCCACCUCAAGAGACAUUUGAUAUCUUUAUAUAUAAAUUUACGACGAGUGAACAAUUGAGGACUAUUCAAAACUAAUUUUAAGUCUGUUGGUAGCGAGUGAACACGACAAUACUAAAUUCCGGUUAUUUUUAUUAUGCCUAAGGACGGUACUACAAUUCUGAUGGUCCUGAUUUCGAACAAUUAACAGAUUGUCCUGUUCAGCCGCAUUGUGAUACACAAUCACUACACACAAAUCCAGUGAUUGUACACUAGGUUGUAGACAUAUAUUAUAGUUUAAACAUUUACUUAAGUCUAUUUCUGAAUGUGAUUUUUUUCAACUGUUGAAAAUUGUAAGAAGAGAAAUUUGAGUUUGUAUUUGUGAUUGUGAGCAGUGCUCAAAUAAGUGUCACGAUAUAUGUUUAGUUUUUAAUACUCUGCCGUAACAAAGUAGCAUCCAAAUCUAGUCUAAAGUGCAUCAACUGAGAUUAUAACAUUUAUCCUCACCCGUGGAAUUUUUAACCAUUGGGAAGACUGAACACGGGAUAAAAGUUACAAUUUCUAUUGAUGUCAAAUAAAGCUUUAAAUAAUAAUUGUAGAUAUGGAGAAUAUUUAAUCAAGUCAAUUUUAAAUUAUGGUAUCAACAGUGUGGGAUAACAGUACAAAUAUAACUUGGAUGCUAUUUUGAUAUAUUCCCAGAAUUUUAAAAAAGAACAUCUUACAAUGUAUAAAUGAACCGUCAAUUAUGACGUGUAUUUUUGUUAAAACGCAGUACAAAUGUGUAAUCACGAUUAAAUUUAAGGAGAUGCAUAUUAGCUAUAAGAUGUACAAUUCAACACCAAAAAUCAUGACAAACUAAUUUUCUAUGAUACAUUAUCAAAUCACUCCUUCGAUGUUGAAUUGUACACCACUUGCAAGAGUUCGUCGUCAUCAUUCAAUGUUGUUUGAGGCAAGAAAGAUGCUCAAGUCUUCCAAAAUGCCUGAAUAACAAAUUGCAGUGAUGUGCAAUACUGUAAAUUAUAUAAAUUUUAUUUUGGUGAUAUAACGUUUUUUUAUGUAUAAGAGAUUCUAUUUUUAUUUUGAAUAUUUCGAAAUGUUGUUUUUUGUUGGACCCACAAAAUUCAUACAAAAUUUGUUAAUUUCUAUUUAAAUUAACUGAGGGGUAUUUAGGAUCUCUAACGUUAAGAUUAUGUUAAGUUUUAUUUAAGGAAUGUCAGAUCUCAUAUGUUCACUUUUAAAAGAGUCAUCAACUAGCAAUAUGUUUUUUAACAAAAAUCAUGUACGUAUAUCUCAUCUCCAUCCUACAAUCUGUGAUACCUCGUUCCUCUCCCCUAAUAAAAAAUCCCACUUAACCGAAACUUUUCCCCGAAUUGAUUACUUUUCCCAUCCUUGUAUUCCUUCCUAUCCUCGGGGUUCAACCCCAC